AUGACAGGCUAUGGAAACAAGGCGCUCCUCCUCUGCGUGAUGCUCGUCAUCACCCACGGAGCCAUUCACGGGCCAUCGAUGGAAGAGGCCAUCAAGACGUUGAAAGAGGGCACCAAGUCGACGUCUGGAAAAAUGCGUGGCAAUCCGCGCUUCUGUGGGGCCAUGCUUCCGCGCAAAAUCGCGCAGCUCUGCGGAGUUCGCGAGUGCGAAAACAUGACCGGUACGUUCGGAAUUCAUGAAAACGUUAUAAUCCUUAAACUUUAUUGUUUCAGGCCUAGACGUCACGCUCAUGUGCGCCGUGGGAACAUCGCUCGAGGCAUUGAAGGAGAAAUGCUGCCCAUGA
Messenger RNA from Caenorhabditis sp. 36 PRJEB53466, 343 nucleotides. The record is from the annotation of a GenBank genome assembly. Lineage: Eukaryota; Metazoa; Nematoda; Chromadorea; Rhabditida; Rhabditidae.